AUGGAGUCGCUAAAGCUUUACAACUCGCUCAAGCCUGGCGCUCCAGUGCCUUUUGUCCCUAUUGAGAAGGGCAAGGUCUCUUGGUACGCUUGCGGUCCUACUGUAUAUGACAAGAGUCACUUGGGUCAUGCUCGCAACUAUGUCUCGACAGACAUUAUUCGUCGUAUUCUGAUGCACUACUUUGGCUUCGACGUCAACUUUGUCAUGAACAUUACCGACAUUGACGACAAGAUUAUCAUCAAGGCCCGAAGACAACGAUUGCUCGAACUCGAAAAGAACAAGAACUAUUCCAAGGACGAACUCCGAGACCUUGCUCUGUCUGCUUUCCGAGCGUACGCAAAGAGCAGUCUGCCCCUGCUACUCAAGGAUGGAGAGGAAAUCAACGAAACCAACUAUGCCCAGCGAAGAGAGGCAGGAUAUGGACAUGUGCUUGCAGGUGGUACCAUUUCUGGCGAGGGCAAGCCUGGAGACGACGAGGCCAAGGUCAAGAUGCAUCUCAGCAACAUGACUGCUGCUGCUGAAGCUAUUUCUUCAGGAGAGAUCUUCCCUGGUACCGAUGAGAUCCUGCUGCCCUACCUUGACUCGCUAUACAAGGAGACUAUCGACACCCGCGAUCAGACCAUGUUCACAGAUCUGACCCAGAGCAUGGAGAAGCUAUUUAUGGACGAUAUGGAUGCGCUUAACGUCCUCCGACCCAGUGUUAUUACCCGUGUUACCGAAUACGUCCCUCAAAUUGCCGACUUUGUCAAGACAAUUGUCGACAAGGGAUUUGCAUACGAGGCCGAUGGUUCAGUCUACUUUGAUAUCUCUGCAUUCGAGAAGGCCGGAAACACCUACGCAAGACUGCGUCCUGACAACCGAAACGACAAGUCUCUUCAAGAGGAGGGUGAGGGAUCCCUUUCCAAGGGCCUCAGCGGAAAGAAGAACCCCGGCGAUUUCGCUUUGUGGAAGAAGUCCAAGGCUGGUGAGCCAUUCUGGCCCAGUCCUUGGGGUGAUGGCCGUCCUGGAUGGCACAUUGAGUGCUCCGUGAUGGCAGGCUGUGUUUUGGGACCUAUCAUGGAUAUUCACUCCGGUGGUAUCGAUCUUGCAUUCCCCCAUCAUGACAACGAAUUGGCACAGAGUGAGGCUUACUUCUGCGAGCACGGUAAGGGUGAGCACACAUGGGUCAACUACUUCCUCCACAUGGGACAUUUGUCUAUCUCUGGUUCCAAGAUGUCCAAGUCUCUCAAGAACUUCCAGACCAUUCAGGAUGCGCUUGCUACAACCUACUCUUCGCGAGGCAUGCGAAUUGUGUUCCUCAUGGGUCGAUGGAAUGAUGGUGUUGAGAUCUCACCCGAUAUGAGAUUGCAAGCUGACAACUGGGAGGCUACCAUCAGCAACUUCUUCAUCAAUGCCAAGGCUUUGCUCGCCGAGGCUGGCAUCACAUAUGGAGUCAAGUCAAUGUCUCUGAAUGCCGAUGGCAAGUCAAGUGAGGGUCUUUCGGCUGAGCUUGAGCAAGCCAAGCAAGACUUUGAGGCUGCCAUGACCAACUCGUUCGAUACGCCAAAGGCCAUGUCUGUUAUUCUCAAGCUGGUCAACACUGCCAAUGUUCAUGUGAGAGACAACAAGGAUGCCGAUCUUGUCGGUCUUGAGUCUAUUGGUCGAUGGAUCACCAAGAUGGUUGGCAUCUUCGGUCUCGACUCCAAUGCUUCACCCCCAUAUGAGGGUCUUGGCUGGGCUACAACUAUCGCCUCUGAUGUUGAGCCCAAGACGGCCGUUCAGCCUUAUGCUGAUGCCUUUGCUAAGAUCAAGUCAGAUGUUUCUAGCCUUUCUCUUGAGAGUGAAGAGAUCUCUUCAUUGCUUGAGCAAAACCCCACCGCUGAGUUCGAGUCGAUCGCAGCCGGUGGCUCGCGCGAUCCUGAGCGAUUGGCCAUGCCUUAUCUUCGCGCCGCUUCUAAGCUUCGAGAUGAGCUUCGUCGCAUCGUUGGUAACCAAUCACCUGACACCAAGAAGGCCAUCCUCGCUUUGACCGAUCGUAUUCGUGACGAGGAUCUCACAAACCUCGGCGUCUACCUCGACGACAGAACCGAUGCAGCCUCUCUGAUCAAGUUCAUCCCAGCUACUGAGCUGAUUGCCGCUCGUGAAGAGAAGGUCGCCCAGGCUGCUGAGAAGGCACGAAAGAAGGAAGAGGCCCGUCUUGCCCGCGAGAAGGCUGACCAAGAAGCCCGUGAAAAGGCAAAGGUCCGACCUGAGGAUAUGUUCAAGGGUGAUGAGAGAUAUAGUGCUUGGGAUGAGCAAGGAAUGCCCACCAAGAUGAAGGAUGGAAGCGACGUGCCCAAGAGUCAGCUCAAGACUUUGAAAAAGCAGUGGGAUAGACAGAAGAAGGCUCAUGAUGAUCUCAAGGCCAAGGGACUAUUGUAG
Fusarium coffeatum is the source of this 2400-nucleotide messenger RNA. RefSeq lists its product as uncharacterized. Gene Ontology annotation, cellular component: cytoplasm. Bases 1 to 2400 code for a protein of 799 amino acids. The transcript is spliced from 4 exons. Gene Ontology annotation, biological process: cysteinyl-tRNA aminoacylation. The record is from RefSeq and is a predicted model, not a curated record. Lineage: Eukaryota; Fungi; Ascomycota; Sordariomycetes; Hypocreales; Nectriaceae. Gene Ontology annotation, molecular function: ATP binding; cysteine-tRNA ligase activity.